Molecule: messenger RNA, 1923 nt
Organism: Juglans microcarpa x Juglans regia
Lineage: Eukaryota; Viridiplantae; Streptophyta; Magnoliopsida; Fagales; Juglandaceae
Product: WAT1-related protein At5g47470-like
Exons: 9
Coding region: 414-1460 (348 amino acids)
Cellular component (GO): plasma membrane
Molecular function (GO): transmembrane transporter activity
Source: RefSeq, a predicted model, not a curated record
UACACACACAAGCUAGAUGGAGGGAGAGCCGUUGAAGAAAGAAAGGCUCCCUACAUUUUCUUUCCCAACAUUUUCCAAGAAAAGGACAAGUUCAGGACGGAGGACCGGAAGAAGACUGGUAGGGAAGAGCUUGGCCAUGAAAGUUAGCUGAGCUUAAUUAACUCUGAAACACGGAUAGAGAAGAAAAACAGACAGAACCACCGCCACAUACUGAAGGGAAGAAAAGAAAGACACAAAGGGAAAACAGAGAGGGAUAGGCAUUCAUGAAAAAGUAGGAAAAGGGAGAAGAGGGAAGAAUUUUCUUGUAACAGAAAGGGAGGGAUACGAGUGGUAAAGGUGGAUACAGUUUUCCAGAAAUUGGUUUAGAAAAGAAGAAGAUAUUAGGGAGAGAGAGAGAGAGAGAGAGAGAGAUCAUGGUAGAGAUGAUGGAGAUAAUGGAGCUGAAGAAGAGCGAUAUCUAUGAAGAUGUGGUGAUAAUAGGGGGUUUGAUUGGGGUGCAAUUUGUAUAUGCAGGGAACUCUGUAUUGCUAAGUUAUCUUAUGUCUACUGGAAUCAGACCUCUCACCAUUGUUAUUUUCUCUGCCUUCUCCACCUUCCUCAUCAUCUCUCCCAUUGCCACUUAUUUCGAAAGGAGCAGGUGGCCCAAGAAAUUCAGCUUCAAGUUAAUAACACAGCUGCUUUUGAUCUCUUUUGGAGGGGUAACAUUAUUCCAGACCCUAUUUCUAAAGGGGAUAAAGCUAACUUCAGCAGCAGCUGCAACCGCCAUGCCAAACCUUGCUCCAGGGUUUAUCUUUGUCAUUGCAUGGACUUUCAGGCUGGAGAAGGUAAAACUCAGUUGCUUGUACAGCAAAGUCAAGAUUAUAGGCACUCUGCUCUGCGUUGUGGGUGCUCUCGCAAUGAGCAUAAUGCACAGCACCGGGGUUACAGCAAGAGAGGCUGAACUAAAACAUCCCAUACCUGAUAUUGCCUUUGACACACAGAAGAUCAUAGGCUGCCUCUACCUCGUUGCAGCAGUUUUGGCUUUAUCCAGCAAUGUUGUAUUGCAGGCUAAAACAUUGAGUGAUUUUCCAGCACCAAUGUCAUUGUGUGCAAUAACAUCCUUGAUGGGUAUGGUUAUGACUGCAGCUGUCCAACUAAUUCAAGAUCACAGAAUUGAUGUUGGUUGGCCACUUGUAAAUAUCAGAGACUUGAUUGCCUUUUCUCUACUGGGAGGUUUUGUGAGUGGAAUAUGUGUUAGCUUCAACGGAUGGGCAAUGAAAAAAAGAGGGCCAGUCUUUGUUUCCACGUUUAGCCCCAUUAGUACAGUCUGCUCAGUCAUUCUCUCUGUGGCCACCUUAGGAGACACCAUUAAUAUUGGAAGCCUUAUUGGCAUGUUCCUUAUGUUCAUCGGCCUUUACUUUGUGCUUUGGGCUAAGGGGAAGGAAGGUUACUAUGCAGCAGAUGACAUAGAAAAAUCAUGAUGAGCUUUCCAUUUUUUGGCUAUUUUUUACAUGGGUCGAGUACUACUUAUUCUUUAUAGAGAUUGGUAGAAGGUUCCUUGGAAGGAGGAAUAUUGGAGUUAAGCAAUAGAUCAAAAUUCUGAUAAAUAUUAGUCUUCUGCAUGCAAAAAAACUCAUCUCAAGUUUUGAGUACAAGCUGAGCCAUAUGCAUGGUUGCUGAUAUAGCAGAAACUUUCGAAAUUAUUCUUUGUUGAAAUUGUUGGCUGACAAAGUUGUAGGAAGAUCUUGCAAACUCCAUCAUCAUUCUCUUGUGCACCAAGUUUUGAGAAGUUGAUGUGGUUUGUUUUUUGUCUAAUGUCUAUAUAUUGGGAAUGUACAAUUCUCAAAACAAACGAAUGGAGAAACAUAAAUCAUGUAUCAAUUAAGAAAGAGGAAUCCCAUGUAAAUAUCAUCGGUUUUGUUAAUAUUAUUUCUUAUGAAGUUC